Molecule: messenger RNA, 2132 nt
Organism: Thermothielavioides terrestris NRRL 8126
Lineage: Eukaryota; Fungi; Ascomycota; Sordariomycetes; Sordariales; Chaetomiaceae
Exons: 7
Coding region: 247-2022 (591 amino acids)
Biological process (GO): gluconeogenesis
Cellular component (GO): cytosol
Molecular function (GO): ATP binding; phosphoenolpyruvate carboxykinase (ATP) activity
Source: RefSeq, a predicted model, not a curated record
CCUGCGCACGCCCCGGGCCCCACGCCUUUAUAUACUCGCCCUCCUCUGCCUCGGGUGCGGCAGGCCUGUCGAGCUCCUCUUAUCAGCACUUCCCGGACUCCAGCCCCUGCCUCCCCCAUCUUCCCCAGCAGGAAGUGGAUUGCCCGCGAACUCACGUUGCCGAACUGGCGCCAGCUCUCCCGGCCCCUGUCAACACACGCCCCCAAGCCACUGGUUCUCAAGCUCAGCAGAAAGCACUUAAGAACCAUGAAGGACCCCGUCGCCAGGACCAACUCCCCCUACACCGAUCCUACAGUCAAGGGCCCUCGCAGCAAGCUUCUCUCCCGUGCACCGCCCUCAGCCGCCAUCAUGCUCGUCAACUCCGUCAACAAGACCAGCCUCCAUCCAGCUGGUGUCAUUCCUCACCCCGAACAACACACCGAGCUAGAGGAGGAACUCCAUGAGAAGGCCCACAUCGACUAUGACAGAGUCGCUAUCAUCCCCAACCCUUCAGUUCCGGCCCUCUACGAGGAUGCCUUGGUGUACGAGACAGGCACUGCCGUCACGUCGAGCGGCGCCCUGAGCGCAUAUUCCGGCAAGAAGACGGGCCGGUCACCGCUGGACAAGCGCAUCGUGAAGGAGCCAUCAUCAGAGAAGGACAUCUGGUGGGGACCAGUCAACAGGCCCAUGUCUCCCGAGGUGUGGAAAAUCAAUCGCGAACGGGCCGUCGACUAUCUCAACACCCGGAACCGCAUUUACGUCGUGGAUGGCUAUGCUGGCUGGGAUGAGAAGUACCGCAUCAAGGUGCGCGUCGUCUGCGCGCGCGCCUACCACGCGCUCUUCAUGCGCAACAUGCUCAUCCGACCGUCGCGCGAGGAGCUCGAGCACUUCCACCCGGACUACACCAUCUACAAUGCCGGCUCGUUCCCCGCCAACCGUUACACCGAGGGCAUGACCUCGGGCACGUCGGUCGCUAUCAACUUCGCCGAGAAGGAGAUGGUCAUCCUCGGCACCGAGUACGCCGGCGAGAUGAAGAAGGGCAUCUUCACCGUCAUGUUCUACGAGGGCCCGAUCAAGCACAACAUCCUGACGCUGCACUCGUCGGCCAACGAGGGCAAGGACGGCGACGUCACCCUCUUCUUCGGCCUGUCCGGCACCGGCAAGACCACGCUGUCGGCGGACCCCAACCGCCGGCUGAUCGGCGACGACGAGCACUGCUGGAGCGACCGCGGCGUCUUCAACAUCGAGGGCGGCUGCUACGCCAAGACGAUCGGCCUCUCGGCCGAGAAGGAGCCCGACAUCUUCAACGCGAUCCGCUUCGGCUCGGUGCUCGAGAACGUCGUGUUCGACCCGGAAACGCGCGAGGUCGACUACGACGACGCGACGCUGACCGAGAACACGCGGUGCGCGUACCCGAUCGAGUACAUCAGCAACGCCAAGAUCCCGUGCCUGUCCUCCAACCACCCGUCCAACAUCAUCCUGCUGACCUGCGACGCCCGCGGCGUGCUGCCGCCCAUCUCCAAGCUCAACAGCGCGCAGACCAUGUUCCACUUCAUCAGCGGCUACACGUCCAAGAUGGCCGGCACCGAGGACGGCGUGCUGGAGCCGCAGGCGACCUUCUCGUCGUGCUUCGCGCAGCCGUUCCUGGCGCUGCACCCGAUGCGCUACGCCCGCAUGCUGGCCGACAAGAUCGAGAAGCACAACGCCAACGCCUGGCUGCUCAACACGGGCUGGGUCGGCGCCGGCUUCGCCCAGGGCGGCAAGCGCUGCCCCCUCAAGUACACCCGCGCCAUCCUCGACGCCAUCCACAGCGGCGAGCUCGCCCGCGUGCCCUACGAGAACUACGACGUCUUCAACCUCCAGGUGCCCACCUCCUGCCCCGGCGUGCCCGCCGAGCUGCUCAACCCCAAGACCGCCUGGACCGCCGGCGCCGACAGCUUCCAUGCCGAGGUCACCAAGCUGGGCAAGCUGUUCCUGGAGAACUUCAAGAAGUACGAGAGCGAGGCCACCGAGGAUGUCAUCAAGGCGGGCCCGGUUGUCUAAGCCGUUCUUUGUUUUCUCCCAGGUUUCCUCCGUUUUCUAGGAUAGAUUUUUUUUUUCCUUCUCUUUUCUAUCUCCAUUUUUCUUUCCUUCUAGCAGCAUUGGGUAUUGGC